AUGGUUAAAGCCAGCCCAGCCCAGAUCAGUAACUCCGAGCCUUCUCCCCAGGUUGACUGUUCCAGGAUGCUGCAGCCACUAGAAAUUCACCUCAGAUGCCUGAGGGGAGUCAAAGAUAAGGUCCCCAAAGGCCUCUAUACUCUCAAAGUUUCUGUCCUCAGCCGCUUAGGAGGUGCCUUGGUGGAGCUGGAGGAGCAGCCUCAGGCCAGGACGACGCGGGCUGUUAGUCACGGUGGAAACUUCUACAACACUGAAAUCUGCUUUGGACAAAGCAUCCAGACAGUUCUACCACAUAGAAAAGCUGUGAAACCAGGCAUGGUACUCCUCUUUGAACUCUUCCUUCUUCGUGGCACCUAUACCUGGAUUGAUCAAGAAGUGGGAUGGGGAGCUUUUCCCUUAUGUGAUAACAAUUUUAAUGUUUUGGAGGGAAAAUUUAAAUGUCCCUUCCUUAGAGGCCAUUAUGACUCCAAAAUUGACCGAUUCAAAAAAAUUGAAAAUUUUAUUUCUCAGGACUUGGAUCAUUGGUUAUGCAAUCUCUACUUCCAGGUAAUUAAACUACCACAGGAUUCAGAUAAGCCAAAUAAGUGUGGUGUGCAUGUUCAUCUGCCACCUGAACUUCCCAUGUAUUCAAGCACUGCAGAAAAGAAUGGUGUCUCAGAAAAGGUUGUACAGUCUGGACCACAAGGGCAACCUCUGACCUCCCUGAAAGAUCCUGACACCCAAAAGGGAAGUAUUCCCACUGUUGUAAAGGAAGUGGGAAAGCAGUUUAAUGCCGCGAAAGGAGGAGAAGCGUGUGCGUCAGAAGGAGCUGUGAGGAAAAGAGAAGAGCUUAAAAUGCUUCCAGCAGAGGAUUACCAAGAUUGCCAUGGCAAUGCAGACAAGCACUGUGGCUCGUUUUGUCUGAAGGAAGUCCAAGGAGGACAUCACAAGGUCAGCUGGAAUAACCCACCUGACCAAUGUUAUGAAGAAAAAUCAGGUCCCAAGAACAAUGCAAGCCAAGAAGAAGGGAAAACAUCUGCAGAGAGCAAUUUUUAUUUGGAAGACUUGGAGAAAUAUACCUUUUCUGUGUGCUGCCGUUCUGCUGCUGAUGGGAAGCUGUCCAGGCAGGUUGUCCAGCGUUUCCAUUUCGUGGUGUACACGGCCUUUUCAGAGCUGGGAGCCGCGCGCUGGCGCUCCAGGGAUUUCUGGCUGCUCGCACUGCUGGUCGUUUUGCUUUGGUUCCUGAGACUUUACCUGCAUUAUUUGAGCCAGUGGCUCUUUCUUCAGACCAUCUCAGUUCCUGUUGAAAAAUUCCAGCUCUUCCCUCACACUGUGGAGCUGUGCUACCAGAACUCCUUGCUGCACACCAGUGAAGAGCUGGCCAUGGUUGUGGUGGGACCCCUAACCUUGAACGCAGGGCUGCUUCUCAUGGUCCUGAUCAGAUGGGGCUGUCAGCAGCUGUUUGACUCAUUCCCUUCCUUCUUGUCAAAGUUUAUCAUAGCUAUGGGACUAUGGACAGUGCUAGACCCCUUGGCAGUGUUUGUAGUGGAUUCGUUCCUGGGGCGAUUUGGGAACAGUGUAGAGAAACCCAUUGCUGAUGCUGCAAAACUCUCCUGGGUGUUUCUAAGAGCAGGGGAGUCGGGAGUUCCUGGUGCCUUAAUCACCGUGAUGCUUUACACCAUCCUGUUCAUGAUCUCAUCAACAGUGCUUUACCUGUAUUUUUUAAGGCUCCACAGCGAAGGUUGGCUGUUGGAUGUACUUCGACGUAUUCAUGGUGAGGAAGGCACAUUCUUUGUUCCACUGGACUUGGAGAUUUCCAGUCAGGAGCUGAGCUACAUUAUGAAGAGGGCUGAGCAGUGGAGAGGAAUCAAUGGUGAAAGACGGAUGUGGUUUGGAAGGCAGUGUGCAGGGAGAGCCACUGUAGCCCUGCACCUUACAGAAAGGCCCUUGAUUAUUCUGGAAGAAGACAUUUACAACGCCCUUAACGAGGAAAGCUGCAAAGAGAGGAGGCUUCAUGAGCCUCCAGUUUGUGCUGCAGCAAAGCUGCUGGACCACAGGUGGAAGCUGAUGAAGGCAGGUGCUACCACACCUGAGAUUGCUGCAAUUUGUCUCUUCUUAUGGUCCUGGUCCUACUCCAACACUGGAAUUUGGAGCUUGCUUGCACAUAGAGGAUGA
Molecule: messenger RNA, 2154 nt
Organism: Oenanthe melanoleuca
Lineage: Eukaryota; Metazoa; Chordata; Aves; Passeriformes; Muscicapidae
Exons: 12
Coding region: 1-2154 (717 amino acids)
Cellular component (GO): perinuclear region of cytoplasm
Source: RefSeq, a predicted model, not a curated record